Messenger RNA from Aspergillus ruber CBS 135680, 1494 nucleotides. Its product is annotated as Elongator subunit IKI1. The record is from RefSeq and is a predicted model, not a curated record. NCBI's taxonomy places the organism in Eukaryota, Fungi, Ascomycota, Eurotiomycetes, Eurotiales, Aspergillaceae. The transcript has 3 exons. Gene Ontology annotation, biological process: tRNA wobble uridine modification. Bases 74 to 1120 code for a protein of 348 amino acids. Gene Ontology annotation, cellular component: elongator holoenzyme complex; cytosol; nucleus. Gene Ontology annotation, molecular function: tRNA binding.
CGCAGUUCGUCUGGUUAACGAUCCUUGCUACUACAUUAUACAUUUGUUUUUAUAUCGAUUGUUUCUAUGAAUUAUGGCUCCUACAAAUCUGUCUCAUAGGCAAACGCACAAUUUGCUGCUCAUUUCGAAGCUUUUGAGCCUGAGAGACACUGCAUCACCGUUUACUCUGCUUCUGGAUUCUUUGGAGCAGCCGGCUACUCCAUUGAUUGAGGAGUAUAUUAGACGUGCGAAGCUCUCAAAGGUUCACGUCACCCUUAUCGCAUUCGAAACAUUGAAACGCCCCGAUAGUGUCGAUGUCCUCGUCCCAGCUCGCCGAAAAAGCCCGCAACAGAUCGCGAAAGAAGUCAGCGCAGCAUAUCAAGUAGCGUCAUCGACCAGUCUUUUACGCCGUCGACUCAUACUCAUCGACUCACUCAACCCACUGAUCAAUUCCAAAACCGUCGAUUCUCAAUUCAACUUACCAGCCUUUUUGAGUUCCUUUCUCAUUCCUACAAGCCCCUCCUCACCAAAGGUCGAAACCUCGCUCGUCGCUACCUAUCAUCAAGAUGUCUCUAUUUCCUCAAAUCAACAACUCUACGCGCCAUCGCCGCUUUCUUUACUAUCGUAUCUUGCGACGACUGUGAUAAAACUUCAUUCGUUCUCGCAUAUUCUCGCGCAAAAGGCCGCUCGGGAUCGCAGUCUUGCGGCUCCAGUUUUUGGGCUCGAAGAAGAACAAGAUGGUGUGCUACUUGGGAGAUUGGAUAAACUCGUUGGUAAUGAGAAUGCAGAGGGAAUCGUCCUGGAGAUGGAACACCGGCGUAAGAGUGGACGUGGUGUGUUGGAGUGGUACAUUCUGCCACCUGCGUCACGGUAUCCGCCGAACCAAACGAAGGAGAUCGUGACGUUACUUGAUGAUCACCCGCUUUAUUGUCCGCCUGAGGAGCCGGACACUGGUGCUGGAGAUGAGGAGCCGGAGUCGACAUUUAACCUGCGGCUCACCGACAGACAGAGGCGCGAAAGAGAGGGAGUCGUGUUGCCAUACUUUGAUGCGCAGAGUGGUGAGGGGCCUGGUGAAGGAGGGCGAAUUCUAUAUGAUAUGGGAGAGGAAGAUGACUUUGAUGAGGAAGAGGACGAGAUCUAAGCUCAUCAGACUCAGUUUGCAUCGCAAUUACUGAAAACGAAUAUCUAUCGAAACGCAUUUUAUGCUAAUUUGACUGAUUCAUGAAGUGGCCAUGUCCUGCAUCCACCGAGCAAAUUAAGUAUGUGUACAGUAUACAUGCGGGUAUACGAAGAGAGAACUGUCGUGAACAAACUAGAAGAAGCGCCACAAAAGCAAGAUGAAUAUGAUCAAUCCGACACCGGCAAACGGCCCGUACUAUGACCUGUCAGCAUUUGACCCUCGUCAUUGAAAAACCACAAUAAACUCACCUGUUUCAACAACAACUCCCAGUUAAUGCGCACUGCAGCCUUCUUGUACUUUUUGCUGUCCUCCCGCAAGCGCCCAGACAAUUCGCC